Staurois parvus is the source of this 465-nucleotide messenger RNA. The record is from the annotation of a GenBank genome assembly. Lineage: Eukaryota; Metazoa; Chordata; Amphibia; Anura; Ranidae.
CAUCAGGUGUCCCCAUCAGAGCGCUCCCUCACAUCGGGUGUCCCCAUCAGAGUGCCCCCUCACAUCGGGUGUCCCCAUCAGAGUGCCCCCUUAACAUCAGGUGUCCCCAUCAGAGUGCCCCCUCACAUCGGGUGUCCCCAUCAGAGUGCCCCUCACAUCGGGUGUCCCCAUCAGAGUGCCCCCUUACAUCAGGUGUCCCCAUCAGGGUGCCCCCUUAACAUCAGGUGUCCCUAUCAGAGUGCCCCCUUAACAUCAGGUGUCCCCAUCAGAGUGCCCCCUUAUAUCAGGUGUCCCCAUCAGAGUGCCCCCUUACAUCAGGAUUCCCCCUUACAUCAGUUUUCCCCAUCAGAGUACCCCCUUACAUCAGGUGUCCCCAUCAGAGUGCCCCCUUACAUCAGGUGUCCCCAUCAGAUUGUCCCCAUCAGAGUGCCCCCUUACAGCAGGGUCCCUGUUAGGAUUCCCCCU